AUGCCGAUUCAUAAAAAGAACGAUCACCUCCGGCGUUCCAGACUUAUAUCUCAGGCAGGAGGAUGGUCCAACACACGGAGGAGCUGUAUCUACAGGAAAACCAUACGCAGUGCCUCAUCAAAUCACAUGGAGAAAGUUUUGGUCUUUACUGGAAUCUUAAGCAACAAAGCUAAUGAGAAUUCUGGUUUGUUGUCCAGAACUAUAUCAUAUGAGCUUUUAUCAUUUUCCUGCAGUGACUAA
Molecule: messenger RNA, 240 nt
Organism: Eruca vesicaria subsp. sativa (arugula)
Lineage: Eukaryota; Viridiplantae; Streptophyta; Magnoliopsida; Brassicales; Brassicaceae
Source: the annotation of a GenBank genome assembly